Messenger RNA from Penicillium angulare, 1071 nucleotides. It is a transcript of the gene gpaB, whose product is annotated as guanine nucleotide-binding protein subunit alpha gpaB. Gene Ontology annotation, cellular component: heterotrimeric G-protein complex. The coding region runs from base 1 to 1071 and encodes 356 amino acids. The record is from RefSeq and is a predicted model, not a curated record. Gene Ontology annotation, biological process: adenylate cyclase-activating G protein-coupled receptor signaling pathway. The transcript has 6 exons. NCBI's taxonomy places the organism in Eukaryota, Fungi, Ascomycota, Eurotiomycetes, Eurotiales, Aspergillaceae. Gene Ontology annotation, molecular function: GTP binding; GTPase activity; G protein-coupled receptor binding.
AUGGGGCAGUGUUUCAGUACCGAGAACACCGAUGAUGCGGAGCAGAAGAAGAGAAGUCAGAUGAUUGAUAGGAAGCUCGAUGAGGAUUCUAGGCGGUUACGAAGGGAAUGCAAGAUUCUCCUACUAGGGUCCGGUGAAAGUGGGAAGUCCACGAUUGUGAAGCAGAUGAAAAUUAUUCACCAGAACGGUUACACUGUCGAGGAGCUGGCCCUUUAUCGCUUGACCGUCUACAAGAAUCUACUUGAUUGUGCUAAGGCGCUUAUCGAGGGGUAUAGGCUUUUCAACCUUGAGCCUUCCAGUCAAAAGGUCAAAGACUACCUCACUUUCUUGGAUGAAUAUCAUGUCGACCCGGACCCCAACACACCACUGGAUAACAAGGUCGGAGAUGCGGUGACAUAUCUAUGGAAUGAUCCAUGCACUUCAACAGUAUUGGAACGACAGAAUGAGUUUUACUUGAUGGACUCAGCUCCCUACUUUUUUGAUGAAGCAAAGCGCAUAACAUCCUCAGAUUACAUACCCAACGUCUCUGACGUCCUGAGAGCGAGAACAAAAACCACCGGUAUCUACGAAACUCGAUUCCUCAUGGACCAAUUAAGUAUACACAUGUUCGAUGUGGGCGGCCAACGAAGUGAGCGGAAAAAAUGGAUUCACUGCUUCGAGAACGUAACAUCAAUUAUCUUCUGUGUUGCUCUGAGUGAAUACGAUCAAAUGCUGCUGGAAGAGAGCAAUCAGAAUCGUAUGAUGGAGAGUUUGGUUCUAUUCGACUCAGUCGUCAACUCCCGAUGGUUCAUGCGAACGAGUAUCAUUCUUUUCUUGAACAAAGUUGAUCUCUUCCGGCAAAAACUCCCGCGAUCUCCGCUGAGUAAUUAUUUCCCUGACUAUUCAGGUGGUAAUGAUGUGAACCGCGCAGCCAAAUAUCUUCUUUGGCGAUUCAAUCAAGUGAACAGAGCACACCUCAAUCUCUACCCACACCUCACGCAAGCAACAGAUACUACAAAUAUUCGACUUGUCUUUGCGGCAGUCAAGGAAACAAUCCUCCAGAAUGCUUUAAGGGACUCCGGUAUCCUAUAA